AUGAUCGCUCGGGGCCCUCGUGUCAUCGGCGAUGACCCCCUCGACGGCGUCGUGCCCAGCGGCUCCGUCGAUGAAGCCGCCAGGAACUACAAGAAGGCCAAGGUUAACCUCCUCGGGGGGGGGGCGGCAUCCCACUACUCGGUCGAGGUCCCCAGCGCGACGACAGGACGAGGAAGAAGGGGACGAGAUGAACUACAUGACCCUCCAGCGCCCCGCAGGGCCGACGAGCGCACAAAGGUGAUGACGUGCGAGGAAUACGUCAUCUAUUCCGGGUACCGCCAGACCUCCUUCACCUGGCACAAUGGCAAGCGCUUCCGCGAGUGGGCCUCCUCCGGCGAGGGCAAGACCCCGAUCGAGCCUUCCCCACAUCCAGGAGGCCUUUCGUAG
Messenger RNA from Hirsutella rhossiliensis, 387 nucleotides. RefSeq lists its product as uncharacterized. The record is from RefSeq and is a predicted model, not a curated record. The transcript is spliced from 2 exons. Bases 1 to 387 code for a protein of 128 amino acids. Lineage: Eukaryota; Fungi; Ascomycota; Sordariomycetes; Hypocreales; Ophiocordycipitaceae.